Messenger RNA from Cyphomyrmex costatus, 933 nucleotides. RefSeq lists its product as uncharacterized. Lineage: Eukaryota; Metazoa; Arthropoda; Insecta; Hymenoptera; Formicidae. The transcript has a single exon. Bases 1 to 933 code for a protein of 310 amino acids. The record is from RefSeq and is a predicted model, not a curated record.
AUGUGUCACUUAAUCACAACGCAAGAGCUGGAUAACAAAAUAGAAAAAUUUUGGAAACUAGAGGAGAUAGGAAUUCGAAAUACUAGAAAUAAAGAAGACGAAUUAUGUGAAGAGCAUUUCCAAAAGACAUAUCGACGGGACGAGCAAGGUCGAUUUCAAGUAGAACUUCCGAAAAAACAAGAAGUCAUACUAGGAGAUUCAUUUGAGAGAGCAUUAAAACGACUUCGCAGCACAGAAAGACGAUUUAAACAACCUGAUUUAAAGCAAGAGUAUGUAAACUUUAUGAAAGAUUACGAGGCAUCUGGACACAUGUCUCUGUGUGAAGGAAAAUUUAUGGAACGAUAUUACAUACCUCAUCAGCCAGUAAUACGAGAAACAAGUAUAACAACUAAACUGCGGGUGGUUUUUGAUGCUUCGGCCAAGACCUCUUCGGGAGCAUCGCUCAACGACAAAUUAUUAGUGGGGCCAAAUUUACAAAAUGACAUUUUUGAAAUUUUGUUGCGUUUCAGAUGUCAUCAGUAUGUUUUAACAGCGGACAUUGCACAAAUGUUUCGACAAAUCAAAAUGGUAGAAGAAGACAGAGCAUUCCAAUGCAUUUUAUGGCGAUCAGACGAGGAACAACCUGUUAAGGUUUAUACCCUUUAUACGGUAACAUACGGAACAGCAUGCGCUCCCUUCUUGGCGAUGAGAUGCUUAAGAGAAUUGGCGAACCAAUGGAGUCCGGAUAAUCCUAAGGCAGCAGAAAUUUUAAAAGAUGAUUUUUACAUGGACGAUCUAAUAUCUGGAACUAAAACAGAACAGGAAGCAAUUGCAUUGCAAAGGGAAUUGUCCAUGAUAUUACACAGUGCUCAAUUUCACUUGCGCAAGUGGAGAAGCCACGAUCCUACGAUACUGGAAUCUCUAACAGAAUCAAAGGAAAAGACGAGUUGUUAA